AGUCGGGCCGGGAGCUGCCAGCCAGAGCGGGCGGCCGGCGGGGACAGGUGCGGGAGCCGCCUACAGCCGCAGGGCGGCGGCCGCCCGCGGGGCAGGGGCUCGGCUGGGCGCCCCGCGGGCCCUAUGGUGCGGCGGCGGGACCCGGCUGCUGCUCGCCGCCUUCCGAGGGGGCCCGCGGAGCGGCGCGGGGCAGCGCAGCCCGCCGGCACUCGGCUGGCAUGAGGAACCUGCCGAUCCUCCUCCUCCUCUCUCUCAGCUGGAACCUGGGGCGGGUGAAUGGUGUCCAUCCAGAAUGCAGAUUUCAUUUGGAGAUUCACAAGGAGGAAGCAAAGUGCAUGGAACUUUUAAAGCAUGCAAAACCAGUGGACUACAAAGGAUGUGUUGGAGUUUGGGAUAACAUCACCUGUUGGCGUCCUGCAAAGAUUGGAGAGACUGUCACUGUCCCUUGUCCAAAAAUAUUUAGCCUUGUUUCUGGAAAACCAGGAAAUAUUAGCAAAAAUUGUACCAGUAAUGGAUGGUCAGAUAUUUUUCCUGACAUCUUUAGUACUUGUGGAUAUAAUGACUAUGAGGACGAUUAUAAGGUCAACUUCUAUGUAAGAGUGAAGGCAAUUUAUACCCUUGGUCACAGCGUAUCUCUGAUUGCUCUUACAACAGGAAGUAUAAUUCUUUGCCUUUUCAGAAAACUUCACUGUACUCGGAACUACAUCCAUCUGAACCUGUUCCUCUCCUUCAUUCUAAGAGCAAUCUCUGUUUUAGUCAAGGAUGAUAUUCUCUAUUCCAGCUCCAACACAGCUCACUGUCCAGAGGACCAAACCUCAUGGGUGGGCUGCAAAGCUAUUUUGGUGUUUUUCCAGUAUGGUGUUAUGGCAAACUUUUACUGGCUAUUAGUUGAAGGACUUUACCUCCACAUCCUCCUUGUGUUAAUAUUCUCCCCCAACAGACACUUCACAGUCUAUCUGCUGAUUGGAUGGGGAAUUCCUACUAUAUUCAUUAUUACAUGGACAGUGACACGGAUUAUUUUAGAGGACACUGGUUGCUGGGAUACAAAUGAGCAUGGUGGUCCUUGGUGGGUUAUACGAAUACCAAUUUUAAUUUCUAUUAUAGUGAAUUUUAUACUUUUCAUCAGUAUUAUAAGAAUCUUACUCCAGAAGUUAAGGUCACCAGAUGUUGGAGGAAAUGACCAGUCACAGUACAAGAGACUUGCAAAAUCCACGCUGUUGCUUAUUCCAUUAUUUGGAGUUCACUACACAGUGUUUGCUCUGUUUCCUGACCGCAGUUCCAACAAUUACAAAAUAAUCUUUGAGUUGUGUUUGGGAUCUUUUCAGGGAUUGAUUGUUGCAGUCCUGUAUUGUUUUUUGAACAGUGAGGUACAAGGAGAGCUGAAAAGAAAAUGGCGGAGUUUGUGCUGGAAGCAGACAGCAGGCAGAGACUACAGACUGCACAGCUCAAUUUCUCGAAACGGAUCGGAAAGCGUUUCUCAGCUCCAUCGGAAUUCAAGGGCUCAGUCAUUCAUGCAGACAGAGACCACCAUGAUAUAAAUCAGCUAGGUUCCCAAAACAUGCAAAAACUGUGGGAUACAUUUGUUACGUGCAGCUUGAUGUGGUAUUUUCUAAAAUGUAGAGUUUAUUGCUUUGCUUUUCUAUAGGAUGGUACUUGGGAAAUUGAUUUGUGCAGUCAGCCAGGUAAUAACAAAGACACCUGCCCCAUGGAUGCUUUCUGUUCUUUUCUUUAGUGACAUUCAUACUAGUUUAUAUGUUCUCUUGCCAUGUAUUAGCCAUAACUAUCCAAAAACUGAUCUACUAUGAAGGUCCGUUUUGCCUCCAGCCUGUCUGUGAAACAGAUGUGUGGGAUCCUAUUCAAUGUGGGCUGCUUUGGUACCUGUUGAAAAGGUUAUGAUGGGAAGCAGAAAAAUUUCUUAAACUGUAUUUGUACUUAAGGUACUACUUCUUUCCUUAAGGAUUAGGAAAUUCUUUCCUAAUUAUGGAAAACAAAAGAAAAAUAAAGAAAUGUGAGGCUAUAAUUAACCACGUUGGGAGCUUAAUGUGCUAAUCCAGGAAAUCAUUAACUUUACACAAAGAGGAAAAAAAAAAAGUAAGGCUUAUUAGCUAAUUGUAUGAAUUGCAGAGGUUAAUUUCUACAGUUUGACUCCUAUCCUGUUGUCCCCUUUGAAAUUGCACGGUUUUUAUGUUGUGAGGCAGAACAUAGGGCUUUGCAGUCCAAGGCUAUUGUAAUCGUUUUGAUUAAAACAUCAGCAUUUGCCAGUAGUGCUGUUCUAAUCACCAGUUGUACUUUCCUGUUUAAAAUCAAAGAGAUUUAUGUUGAUCUUUUAUUAAACAAUUUUCUGAAGAGGUGCUUUAUUGCUAGAGCAGUCUAUCAUAAGAUAAACAGCCUUGGAAAGUGUUACCCAUUGAAAAUAUCAUUUUUAUUUAAUAUUUUCAUUGAAUUAUAUCUCUAGAACUACAUACUUGGCAGCUGAAACAAGAAAUAUUGCAAUAAUGUUGGAACUCCCAUUUAAGGAAUAGUGUAAAUGCUCUUAGUUUGAUCUAUUCUGUAUCUAUGUGAGCUGAUUUAAAAUUCUGUUGUGGCCAUGACUCCAAAAAAAUAAACACAAUCCCUAAAAAUCACCAUAAAAGGCAUAAAUAGAAGGAAUUCUCAGCAACACCAAGCCUCCCAUGCAGCCACUUUGAAAAAAAGAGACAGGAAACUGGCAAGUUCUUAUAAAUACAUAUAGAACAUUUGCAAUUUUAAAAGAAAUAAACCCAGUGAUGUUUACUUCUCAUGUUAUGUUUAACCAUGUCCACACUGAAUGACAAGUUUUAUAUGAGUACUGUUGAUUGAUAACAGCAAUUGCUCUGAUAUCUCAGAUGAUAGAACAUAUGAAGCCAGCAGAAUCCAAGGUCAGUUAUAUUGCCAGGGAAAGGGAAGAACAGUGGCAAGGGUAUGUCUUGGCAGGCAUUCAUAUACAUUCCUGAAAAUAUUACUGGGAGUACUGUUGGCGGUCAUCAGAGUGUCUGUACACCUCUUGUUCUGAUUUAAUUUAGCUAUUUAUUGGUCAAACACAAUUUAUUGUAAUGGGAUUACCCUGGAGUGAUACAUAGUUCUGUCAGAUCAAAGACAGGAAUGUCCCAAGACUGCCCCAUCGGCAGCAGUCAUCAGUUUUGCAUGACAGCAACCUUCACUGUGCUUUAUGCAACCAUUUUCAUGUCUGUAAAGACCCAGAGGGCACUGUUCUCGCUUAUUUCUACUUCCAGAAAAUUCCCAUAUCCAAAUAACUUUAUGCAAAUUUUGAGCAUCAUCCCAUCAUCGUGGAACUUGACUUCCAUCUGCCUUUUCACACAGAACUCCACACUAUGCUAAAAUGUAUGCAAAAACUGAAAAUCAGCUUGAUGAAUCUAGUACUUGUUCAGUGUUUCACAUCUCUGCAAUGCACUGAAAUAGCUUUGUCCUGCAUUAGAUUUUACACAACACUGUGGAGUCAAAUGGUCCUGCUGGUGACUCUUCAGAGUCAAAAGGACAGUGCAAGAAAACAUUUGACUCUGUCAUCCCUGAACACAGUUCAUAUUCAGUCUUAGUAGCAUCAGAGGAGGAGGUGGAUGAAGCAAUGCAGGUGUAUGCUCUGCCCGUAUGGUCUUGUGACUUAGUUCUACUCCUCUUGAUUCCUGUACUUCCUUUCUCACUUUGGUUGCAUCAGGGUCCAAACUGAGUCAUAGCGGCUUCAGAGCAGGAAUCCUGCUGGAUUAUAUUCCCACUGAAAAGCCAGUAGCACAUCAUGUGUGCUGUUGGGUGAACUAAGCAAGAAUGGCGACAAGAUUCUCUCUUGUACUGUACUUCGUGCUUGUGGUUUACUUGCCUUGGAGCCAGGCAGGCAACACCAUUCAUUUUGAGUGAUUCUUAUCACAUUACCUGCUGAUGAUGCCUGAGGGACACAUGGACAGAUUACUUUCUAGUUGCUGAUGGUGAUCAGCAUCUAAAUAUAUAAAGUUAACUUAAAGUUUCCUCUUCAGAGGUGAUGAUUUUAGCUAGGUGCUUGUUAUAUUUAGGUGAAAUUUAUCUACCCUUAUUUAUGCCCUGAAAAGCCAAAUGUCUGUUUCUGAGCUAAAGGCUUGUUUUAAGUGCCUUCCAUAUUGGUCAUAAAGAAGUAGGUGCUAGUUGUAGAUGAUUCAUCCCAUGUUGUGCUGUGCAUCUAUGCCACAUAAACUGAAUCACGUUUUUUUUUCUGUAUUUACUAUAAAAUGAGCUGAGGGUAGGAUAGGGUGGAGUGGAGUAGAAUAGAACUGAAUUGAACAGAAGUGAACAGAACUUAAGAUUUCUCACCCCGUGUCUACAAUUAGUCCUCUCCAGAAGAGUCUGUUCAGUUGUGUUGCUAACAGAUGAUAACUAAAUACUCUCUUUUAAGCCACGUAAGCUGAUUCACAAAACUUAUCCUCCCAUAAAUGUUCACAUGAAGGCAAUGAAGGAUCCCUACCUAGGUCCAUUCAGUUGGACAUCCCUGUGGUUGACUGCCCUCCAUGAUAAACCCAAUGGCCUUAUGACCUGCAUUGAUUUGCCUGUGUUCAGCUUUCAGCAGUUGUUUUUUUAGGUGUUUGCCUUGUUGUCUUUUGUAGGUGGGUCAUACACUAAAACAAAGUGCUCGUGAAUAUGAGAAAUUUUCUCUAAGUGAAAUCUCUUGAAUCACAGUUGAAACCAUCUUAAUUUCCUGAGAAACAAAACAUGUCAGAUCUCUAAAAUUCUCAGUUCAAGACAUUUUCCUCAAAUGUUUUUUUCCUGUUUCUCUUCUGUCCUCAUUCAGAUUUGGAAUAGUUUCACCCACGGAAGAUGAAACAUUCCAGUAUAUCCCUUCUGGAAUGCGUACAGCAUUGACCACAUUUCUCACCCCCACUCAGAGUUGACAUGGUCACACCUUUAUCUCUGCAGUCAUUUCAACUGCUGACCAGGAGCUGGUUAAUGACAGGAAGUGAGAGUAUUACUGACUUGAUUUCUCACCAUGUAAAUCAGUAACGUUGUUAAGGUAUGCUGACCUUGGUGUCUGGCUCAGGUGCAUUAACAUGCUUCGCAAAAUAACAUUAGGAUUGUGGAAAGCAUCCUUUAUGCCACUGAGAGCAGUGCUGGUUUCCACCAAAUGUUGUAUGUGACAUGUAUUUAAGUAGCUACUCCAUGUAUACUGCUCUAGAAUGCGCUAGAGCCCAACAGACUGCACCAAAGUAGUGAUGUGUGCUGCAUGUAGCAGCUGAGGAACUACCCAGUUUAAGCAUAUGCUGGGACUGUACCAUAGCAUCAAUAACUUGCUACAAAAGGCAACAGUUUAAAAAGCCUUAUAGAGUCAAGUCAAAGGCAGCUUGCCCCAUUGUGUAGCACCUCACACCCUGACACACCGCAGACAGGUUUCCCUCUGCCUUUAACAUGAAGGGGAAAGCUGAGCACCUCAGCAAACUGUGCAGUCUGACCACAUGUGAAAUAAGUCAUUGCCAAGUGCAUGUCUCACACACCGAGCAUGAGGACUGAGUUGAGUCAUUUCCCUUGUUUGUCUCCUGCUCUUGUGAGUGCUAAAAAACUUAUCCUGUUGACAUUCAAUUUGUCCAUUUCAGCAAAGUGAUUGUGAAUGAAGUCCAAACUCAUUUCUACAGUUUUUAGACAACUUUAAUGAAAAUUAAACAUUAAAUAUGUCCGAUAAAAAAGUACAACUGGCAAGUAGCUCGUAGAGAAAGCUACUUGGUGUGUUAGGGUUAUUGUCUGAGCAAUUGCUGUUUCUGCAAGGUAAUUCUGGAAUUACUUUUACAAGCAGAAGUUCCUUCACAUUACCAUGAGUGCCUAGAUAAGCUAUGGGCCAUCAGUACUGCCACCUUGACAUAACCAAAUAGCAGCAGGUAGUAUACAAUACUAUUCUGUUGCUCAAAUAAAUUCUGACAUUUAUAUUAUGAGUAUAUCAGCACGUAUCAGUAAAUCAGUAUGUCAGCUACUUAAAAAAGCAAUCUUUGAUAUGAUUUAACCAUUCUGUGUUUAAUCUGGUUCUGCCCAAUGAUGACAGUGUUUCUGUACCAUUUCCAUCAUCAGCUAAAACAAUGGCUGAAAUAUCCCCAAAUUCUUUAUUCCCCAAAGCACUGUAGUAAAUUCCUCAUAACCUGCAGCUUUCCCCCCUGCCCCCUUUCUGGAGCAUUAGUAUGAGUAUUGUUUAGAAAUUCUCUUCUGUUGUCUUUAUAACUUUUUAUCUGUUGAGUACAGUAACAAUUAAAGAUGAUGUAAAUGAAUGUGAUUAUUUUUUUACAAAAUGUACAGAAUACGAUGAUGUAUAGAUUAAUGUGUAAAUAGAUUUCCUUUUCAUACUUUAAUUCACUAAAUGUUUCCUCUGGUUUUACUCUUCUUUUUUUGUUCUCAGUGUCACAUACCUAACAGCCUUCUCUGUGAUGUUGUAUAUAAAGCUGUGAACAAACAAGCGUUUACAUCUUUAUGCUAUCAGUGCUAAUAGUAAUUAAUAACACCAUGAUGAACUGAAGAGGAGUCAGAAUAAAAAUUUUAAAGAUUUUGCACAGAAC
Gallus gallus (chicken) is the source of this 6530-nucleotide messenger RNA. RefSeq names its product vasoactive intestinal peptide receptor 2 (gene VIPR2). The coding region runs from base 219 to 1538 and encodes 439 amino acids. Gene Ontology annotation, molecular function: peptide hormone binding; G protein-coupled peptide receptor activity; vasoactive intestinal polypeptide receptor activity. Lineage: Eukaryota; Metazoa; Chordata; Aves; Galliformes; Phasianidae. The transcript has 13 exons. Gene Ontology annotation, biological process: cell surface receptor signaling pathway; adenylate cyclase-modulating G protein-coupled receptor signaling pathway. Gene Ontology annotation, cellular component: plasma membrane. The record is from RefSeq and is marked validated.